UUGGUUAAAGUUUCUAUAAGGUAUUUUUAAAUAAAUUAAGUUUGUACGUAAUGAAUUCAUGCACUAUUUAAUUUACACCAAAUAGCAAUACACAACAAAUGGAGUUGGGAUUCGACCAAACAUACGGCGAAGAUCAAUGUGUAGUUCUUAAUCAUAAACCGGUACAUUUCAAUGCAAAUAAACAUAAAAAUGAAGAAAGCAAACUUGUAAUGGAGCAACACGUCAAAGAAGAUAUGAAUGAAAUGGCAAUGUUGAUGCGAAACUAUGAUAACAAACUGUAUGGCGAAGAUGACACGUCCCAGCCCACUUCCUGCACCGCCCCAGUCAUACCUCCAGAAACAACAAAAAAGAAAAAAAGAAGAAAAAGAUCUCAGAUAACCGUUUGCCUCACGAACUGUCGCUACGAGUCUAUCCGUAAAGUGGCGAGUGCAUUCGGCAUGCGCGAGGUAUCUGAGGACGAGACGUGGAACUUCUACUGGACGGACAUGAGCGUGUCGGUGGAGAGAGCCAAGGAAAUGAAGCGAUUUCAGCGCAUUAACCAUUUCCCUGGAAUGUUGGAGAUUUGCAGGAAAGAUUUACUGGCGAGAAACUUGAAUAGAAUGCAAAAAAUAUACCCAAAGGAAUACAAUUUCUUUCCAAAAACAUGGUGUCUCCCUGCAGACUUUGGCGAUGCACUAAACUAUUCAAAAACUCACAAAAAUAAAACGUUCAUAAUUAAACCGGAAUGCGGUAGUCAAGGUCGAGGAAUUUAUUUGACGAAAUCAUUAAAAGAUGUUAAACCUACUGAUAAACUGAUUGCACAGGUAUAUUUAUCCAAGCCUUACCUAGUAGAUGGCUACAAGUUUGAUAUCAGAGUGUACACUCUCAUAACUUCGUGCGAUCCUCUCAGAAUAUUCGUCUAUAAUGAAGGUCUUGUUAGAUUCGCAACGAGCAGAUAUGCGGAUCCGAAUGCUAAUAACACGACCAAUGUGUUUAUGCAUUUGACAAAUUACGCGUUGAACAAACACAGUCGCACUUACGUGUAUGAUUCUGAGGCGGGGAGUAAACGCAAGAUAUCGACGUUGAACAAGAUUCUGUUGUCGCAAGGAGUGGACCUGAGCCGGUUGUGGUACUCCAUAGACCAAGUUAUCGUGAAGACCAUUAUCGCCGCGUGGCCGAUACUCAAGCAUAGCUACCACGCCUGCUUCCCUUCUCAUGAUACGGUUCACGCUUGCUUCGAGAUUCUCGGAUUUGACAUACUUUUGGAUCAAAAGCUUCACCCUUAUAUUUUAGAGGUAAAUCAUUCCCCUAGUUUUCACACCGACACCCAAUUAGAUCGCGAAGUGAAAGAGAGCCUCCUCACAGACACAUUCACAAUGCUUAACAUCUGGCAAUGCGACAAAAAAAGAGUUCUGGAGGAAGAUCGGAGAAGAAUAAGAGAUAGGCUGCUGCAGACCAACAAAUUCCCGGAUUGUUGUCCCGGAACUGAGGAGAAGGAGCCCGAGAAAACACCCUGGCAGACACAGAUACAGUGGGAGGAGACACAUUUGGGUAAUUUUAGACGCGUGUACCCCGAGGGCGAGAGGUACGCGGCACUGUUCCAGCAGCCCUCAGGCUCGCUGUACACCGGCACGGCGGCCUCGCGUGCUCGCGGCGACUGCGCCAGGCAACAACGAGAACAGUUCGAGCAAACGAAAGCGAAGUCCGAAGCUCUGAAGAAGCCAUCUCAAAUGAAAUCUAUUAAAGAGAGUGACAAGAAAUCUGACGAGAGCAUGAGUGGUACAGUCGGAGAGAGUAUCACAGAAAAACCUAAGAAAUCACGGCCUGACAAGGACCAGAAGAAAGAGAAAGAACGAAAGGAUGAGGAUAAGGAGAAAGCGAGACAAGAGAAAGACAAAAUGUCUAUACAGUCGCACCCUAUGGUGGAAAAGGAAAUAAAGCCUCCGUACGUGUUGUGCUCUUUCGAACCAGAUCCUAUUGUUGAGAAGGAGGAACGCGAACGUAUCAACUUGCUCGCUCAAAGAGAUUUCCUCAUCAGGAGUUACGGGAUGUUGGAACAGAUUUAUUUGGCGAUGAAAAAAAUGGGAACCUUGAGACCGGAAGAUGAACGCAAAUAUGGUGUCUACGGACGUCUGACUGCAAUAUCCAACUCACCGAAGAUUGCCGCUAAGAAAGCUAAAACACCAACAGUCGAUGAAUCCGGCAACGAGGUAAACAAACUAAACGAAUUGUUUCACGUGGAGUGUCGCAAUGCAGUUUUCAUGAGACGUCCAUUUUGCCGUUGAAUGUCUCAGGAUCUCAUGUGAAGGAUUAUCUACGUAACAUGGAAAUAGUUACUUUGUUGCCAGUUUCGAAUCGACCUAUAUUUCUCUAAGCUAAAUGGCUCGGUCCUUCUCGGCCCACGCAACUAAUAGAUGGUAAUUUUUUUGGGAUUUUAGAUUUUUGUUAGUUAAUGUAAUUACAAAAAAUUUAUACACAAACUGUAAUUCCAUU
This is a messenger RNA of Papilio xuthus (Asian swallowtail), 2472 nucleotides long. RefSeq names its product tubulin polyglutamylase TTLL13. The transcript is spliced from 19 exons. Bases 99 to 2264 code for a protein of 721 amino acids. The record is from RefSeq and is a predicted model, not a curated record. Lineage: Eukaryota; Metazoa; Arthropoda; Insecta; Lepidoptera; Papilionidae. Gene Ontology annotation, molecular function: tubulin binding; tubulin-glutamic acid ligase activity. Gene Ontology annotation, cellular component: ciliary basal body. Gene Ontology annotation, biological process: microtubule cytoskeleton organization; protein polyglutamylation.